GUGAAAGUGAAGAAGACAGCAAUGAGGAGGAGAAAAAGAAAAAGAAACACAAGAAAUCUACUAAAAAGAAAUCAAGAAAAACUUGCCAUAAAAAGAAAAGACAAAGAUAAAGAGGGAGGCAAUGGUGUCACUGGGCCUCUUUCACUGAAGCAAGACACAGGAAAUCAAGACAUUACAGACUUUGGAGGAGCUCUGCUACCUGGUGAGGGUGAAGCAAUGGCACAAUGUGUGAAGGAAAGCAAGCAAAUCCCUUGCUGUGGUGACAUCAAGCACACAAAUGAUGAGAUUGCUACAUUUGAAUCUUCUGGUUAUGUGAUAAGUGGAAGCAGGCAUCGUCACAUGGAAGCUGUACGUUUGAGAAAAGAGAAGCAGAUUUACAGUGCAGAUGAAAAGUGAGCAUUGGCUAUGUUUAAUUAUGAGGAACAAUCCAAGACAAAACAAAAUCUUUUCAAACCUCAGGGAGAUGAUUCAUCAGAAAAUCAACAAAAAGAAAUAGUAAAUGUUACUCCAGCUAUAUUAGCUUCCUCCAGUUUCGACUGCUCUUUCCAGUGUUGCUUGAUGAUGGACUGGCAUACCAAAUAUUGGACAUGCAAGUAGCAGAGAAGGAAGUGAGAGGAAGUCCAACCCAUAGACAGCCAAAGCAAUGCUUUUGCAUCAAUCAGAAUCAAUGCAUUCUUCUUUUGUGGUCUCGGUUGAU
Molecule: messenger RNA, 697 nt
Organism: Pocillopora verrucosa
Lineage: Eukaryota; Metazoa; Cnidaria; Anthozoa; Scleractinia; Pocilloporidae
Source: RefSeq, a predicted model, not a curated record